This is a messenger RNA of Oenanthe melanoleuca, 1311 nucleotides long. RefSeq names its product migration and invasion enhancer 1 (gene MIEN1). NCBI's taxonomy places the organism in Eukaryota, Metazoa, Chordata, Aves, Passeriformes, Muscicapidae. The record is from RefSeq and is a predicted model, not a curated record. The transcript is spliced from 5 exons. Gene Ontology annotation, biological process: negative regulation of apoptotic process; positive regulation of filopodium assembly. Bases 297 to 644 code for a protein of 115 amino acids.
AGGACUGAUGUCACCCUCAUCACAUCCCUGUCCCUGUCCCCAUCCCAGCAUCCCACCAGGACCCUCUGCUCCAUCCCUGCUCCCUGCCCUGGCCAGACCCCGGGUCACCAGAGGCGUCCUGGGAGUCACUUUGGGUCACUGGGGUAAUUUUUGGUCCCCCGGGGGUCACCGGGGUCACGGCGGGUGUCCCGGAGGACUCGGAGCAGACAAGACGAGCAGCGCGCGGUGCAGAGCGGCCGGAAGUGGCGCCUCACGUGACCAAACCCGGAAGCGGCAGCGCGGCGGGAGCGGGGGCCAUGAGCGGCGGGGCUGGGGACGGGACCGGGGACGGGAACGGGGCGGAGAGCGGGGCCGAGCGGCGGGUCCGCAUCGUGGUGGAGUAUUGCGAGCCCUGUGGCUUUGAGGCCACGUACCAGGAGCUGGCGAGCGCCGUGCGGGACGAGUACCCCGACAUCGAGAUCGAGUCCCGCCUGGGGGGCACCGGUGCCUUUGAGAUCGAGAUCAACGGGCAGCUGGUCUUCUCCAAGCUGGAGAACGGGGGUUUUCCCUAUGAGAAGGAUCUGAUCGAGGCCAUCCGCAGAGCCCGCAAUGGGGAGCCCCUGGAGAAAAUCACCAACAGCCGCCCCCCCUGCGUCAUCCUGUAGCCCCCCAGGGACAGAGGGGUCCCCCUGCACUGCCCAUUGCUGCCUUCCUUAAAUCCCUGCACAGCUGGGGGGCACCAGGGACAUGGGGGGAGCUCAGGAACCUCCCAUGGUGGCACUGGGAAGGGCAGUGCUGUGGCACUGGGGGUCAUUCUGUCCCCUGCCCAACCUGCUGUGGUGGGUAGCUGGGCCUUGGGGGGGGUGGUCUCACACCUUUGCCUUCCCCCCUCAUCAUCUGCACCUCUCUGGGGGGCACAGGGGGUCCCCAUGGCAACCCCAUUUCUCUGUGCUGGCCUCUCCCCUCCCUCACCCCUAGGAGUUCAGGGGUCUGCCAUGAAUGAGGAGCCAGGCUGGGCAUUGGAUCAGCUCCCAGCAGGCUCAUUCCAAGGGGAAUCCACCGGCUGUAACUUCCCUGGGAUUUGUUAAUGAUUAAAGUCCCUCUGGCACUGUUUAAUCCGGGGUGGGGGCUGGCCAUGGGAACCUCGGUCUGGCCCCAUGGCCAGAGGUGUGUUCACAUCCCCCCCUCCCCAUUCCUGGGCUCCCAGCUCCUUCUUCCUGCCUGGAAUGACCCUGCCCUUGGCCUCGGGGUGGGGAGGCCCCCCUAUUUAUUCUAUACUGUGUAUAAACCCAAGGGCCUGGGGCCUGGGUGGAAUAAAGGAUGGAGAAUGUG